Messenger RNA from Danio aesculapii, 6794 nucleotides. It is a transcript of the gene epn3b, whose product is annotated as epsin 3b. Lineage: Eukaryota; Metazoa; Chordata; Actinopteri; Cypriniformes; Danionidae. Bases 1752 to 3461 code for a protein of 569 amino acids. The record is from RefSeq and is a predicted model, not a curated record. The transcript is spliced from 10 exons. Gene Ontology annotation, molecular function: clathrin binding; phospholipid binding. Gene Ontology annotation, cellular component: plasma membrane; endosome; clathrin vesicle coat. Gene Ontology annotation, biological process: endocytosis.
UGUCGUGCCUCCACACCGCAUGUGUGUGAGAGAGUGUGUGCACGGUACAUGGAUCAUUUCGUCCACAUCACCGGAGACACUGCCGCCGCAUCCAGCGAUUGUUCUCCCGUAGACCGACCGCAGAUUCUCCCUCUCUCUGGACUCGGUGAGAGGCUGCAGGAGUCUCUGUGUUUAGCCUGACUCAUCUGACUGACAGCAGGAGGCCAGAGACACACACACACACAGGUUCUCAGUGAGGACAUUACAUAGACUUCUAUUGUUUUUAAUAUCAGUUUAAUGAUAAUAUCUAUAGCCUAGCUCUACCCCUAAACCAAACCCUAAUAAUAACACAUUUCUUUUCCCUUUAUAAGCUUAUAAAUAGCGAGAAGCUGUGAAAUGUCAACACUAGUGGGUCAUUUUGAUCUCAAUAUCUGAGCCCUCACAAUUAUAGCUAAACCAGUACACACACACACACACAGGUUUGUCUAACUAUCUUAGUGAGGACAUUACAUAGACUUCCAUUGUUUUUAAACCUGUUUAAUGAAAAUGUCUAUGUCCUAACUAAAUCAAACCUCACAGAAACAUCAUUAGAUACUAAUAAAACUCAUUCUGGCUGAUUUAUGAUCAUUUAAAUUAGUGAGGAGCAGUGACAUGUCAGCACUAGAGGGUGGUUUUGAUAACUCACUAUAUAAGUGAGUCUUCACAAGUAUAGCUAAACCAGUACUCACACACACACACAGGUUCUCAGUGAGGACAUUACAUAGACUUCCAUUGUUUUUAAUAUCAGUUUAAUAACAAUAUCUAUAGCCUAGCUCUACCCCUAAACCAAACCCUAAUAAUAACGCAUUUCUUUUCCUUUUAUAAGCAUUUAAAUUAGCGAGAAGCUGUGAAAUAUCAACACUAGUGGGUCAUUUUGAUCUCGAUAUCUCGCUAUAGGACAACUGAGCCCUCACAAUUAUAGCUAAACCACUCACACACACACACACACACGCACAGACACAGGUUCUUAGUGAGGACAUUGCAUACUGACUUCCAUUGUUUUUUUUUCUAGCCGGUAAAUGAUAAUAUCUAUAACCUACCCCAAAUUAGCGAGAAGCUGUGAAAUGUCAACACUAGUGGGUCAUUUUGAUCUCUAUCUCUAUAUAGGACAAGUGUGCCCUCACAAUUAUAGCUAAACCAGUACACACACACACACACACAAACACACAGGUUUGUCUAACUAUCUUAGUGAGGACAAUACAUAGACUUCCAUUGUUUUUUUUCUAGCAGGUAAAUGAUAAUAUCUAUAGCCUACCCCAAAACCAAACCUCACAGAAACCUCAUUAGAGACUUUUAUUUAUAGGCAUUUUAAUUAGUGAGGCGCAGUGAAAUGUCAGCACUAGUGAGUCGUUUUGAUUUCUCACUAUUGACCUUAUUUGGCAGUGUGGAGGUGCGCUCAUUUCUUAGAUUGUUUUGGAAUUUCUGAUCACUAGGAGUAACAAAUGGCAGAAAACGGUCAAACUACUCGCUCUACGAACAAGCGUGUUGAUGGCUAUACAUGUAAAGUAGAAUAAUAUAAUAAUAAAAGAUCAGUUUGCCACAUCAAACAGCAGAACAAGCUGCUCUUAAUGUCUAAAAAUCAAUGGAAGUAAAUGAGAGCGGAAGUCUUGAGUCAAAAAGAGUCCAAUGGCUGCGUCUGCUCGUACAUGAAGAAUAAGGUCUAUGCUCAAUCUCGCGAUAGGACAACUGAGUCCUCACAAGUAUAGCUAAACCACUGCACACACACACUCGCGAUGACGACCUCGGCUCUGCGGCGGCAGGUGAAGAACAUCGUGCACAAUUACUCGGAUGCGGAGAUCAAGGUGCGCGAGGCGACGUCUAAUGACCCCUGGGGCCCGUCCAGCUCCCUGAUGUCGGAGAUCGCGGAGCUCACCUUCAGCGUGGUGGCCUUCAGCGAGGUCAUGGCCAUGGUGUGGAAGAGGCUGAACGACCACGGCAAGAACUGGAGACACGUCUACAAGGCUCUGACGCUGCUGGAUUAUCUGGCCAAGACGGGUUCGGAGCGUGUGGCACAGCAGUGUCGAGAGAACGCCUUCACCAUCCAGACGCUCCGAGACUUCCAGUACGUGGACCGGGACGGGCGCGAUCAGGGCGUCAACGUGCGGGAGAAGGCCAAGCAGCUGGUGGCGCUGCUGCGGGACGAGGACCGGCUCCGGGCAGAGCGAGCGCAGGCCCUCAAGACUAAAGAAAGAAUGAUGGCGGCAGGAGCUCCACCCGCGUACCCCAGCAGACGCAGCAGUCAGCCCAGCAUGGCAGCUCUGUACGGGGAAGAGUUCAACCACUCCAGAGGGUCCCCGUCAUCCUUCAACUCCUCCUCCUCGUCCCCCAGAGCUUCUGAUCUGGAGCAAACGCGGCCGCAGACGAGUGGAGAAGAAGAGCUUCAGCUGCAGCUGGCUCUGGCCAUGAGCAGAGAGGAUCAGCGCAGCCGACAUGGUGACGACCCUCCUGUUCAGCAGGAGAGAGAGGGCGAGAGACACUCGGGCCCUCCAGAGUCCGCCAUGAUGGAUCUGGUGGAUAUAUUCGGCUCCACGCCUGCAGGACCGCUGAGAGACGAGUCCUGGGACGCCCCGUCCUCCUGUCCCACCACCGCUGACCCCUGGGGGCCCGCCGCUGUAGUAAAGUCUAAUAACCCAGUGGCUGGGAGUCCCUGGAAGGCCCGCCCUUCCUCCAGCAGCCCCGCCCACCCGUGGGGAACCCGCCAAUCACCGACCAACCCCUGGGAUGCCCCACACACAAACUCCACCUCUAAUAUAGAUGAAAAAGUCUGGAGGAGCCCAGCGAGACUAGUGAGUGGGAGGGACCCGUUCUCCAUUCCUGAGGAGGAGGAGCUUCAGGUGGAGGAGGAGGGGCUUCCACUUGAGAGGGAGGGGCCAAACCGAGUGUUCAGCCCUCGCUGUGAGAGUCCUGCAGAUGGCGAUCAGUUUGGAGAGCUAGUUGUGGGUGUUCAGCUGAACGGACGAGGGAAUGACAGUCCUGAGGCGUUUGACUUGUCCCGCCUUGGGCCUCCUCUGGACACAACGACCCACAGACAGUGUCGAACCCCUGAAGCGUUUCUCGGACCCACCGCGGCGUCCCUCGUCAACCUGGACACACUGAUCCCCACAAACCCUCCAAUCAAGAGCAAAAACCCCUUCCUGUCAGGUCUGAGCACACCGUCUCCCACGAACCCCUUCCACUGUGAGCAGCCCAGACUGACUCUGAAUCAGAUGCGUCCUCACUCCACGUCUCCUCUGCCGGCUCACGCUUUGUCCUACAGCGCAUCUCUGCCGCUGCCCAACCUGCAACACAAACCCCAAACUCUGCCUUCGUCCUUCACACAGCCUCACCACGGCCUGCUGGAGCUACCCAGCAACCUGCCUCAGCCGCUGCUGCCCCUCAAGCCCAUCCCAUUGCCACCCUCCGGCCGACAGACACAACAUCAGAGCCACAACCCCUUCCUCUGAGACACCGCUCUAAAUGUGAACACUCAAACUGGAUUAAAGUGAUUCAGAUUCAAUGUGAAUGCACUGAGGAGCUCAUCUGAACACUAUGAUUCUUACUGGACAGUUAUUUUUAAUGAAAGUUCCAAUAAGCCAACAACACAAAGCCACAUCCUCUUCCUCGGAGACACCGCUUUAAUCAUACAGACUCAGUCUGAAUUACACUGAUUCAGAUUCAGUGUGAAUGGACUAAUGAGUUCAUCUGAAGACUAUGCUUGCUACUGAACAGUUAUUUUUAGUGAAGGUACAUUUCCAAUAGCCAACAUAGAGCCACGGCCCCGUCCUCCAAGUUACUGCUAUAUAUGUGGACACUUAAACCCGAUUAAUGUGAUUCGGAUUCAAUGUAAAAGCACUGAGGAGCUCAUCUGAAGACUAUGAUUGUUACUGAACAGCUAUUUUUGUGGAAAAUAACUGGAGUUUUUUCCAAAAAAAACGGACACAGAGCCACAACCCCUUACUCAGAGACACUGCUUUAAUCAUGCAGACUCAAACUGGAUUACAGUGAUUCAGAUUCAGUGUGAAUGCACGGAAGAGCACAUCUGAAGGCUAUACUUGUUACUGGAGUUAUUUUUAGUGAAAAUACAUUUCCAAUAUCCAACACAUAGCCACAUCCCCUUCCUCUAAGACACUGCAAUAUAUCUGGAAACCGAAUCUGAAUGACAUUGAUUCAGUGUGAAUGGACUAAGGAGCCCAUCUGAAGACAAUGAUAGUUAUUGAACUGUUAUUUUUAGUGAAAAUACUUUUCUAAAUAGCUGACAAAUACAGAGCUUUAAUCCCUUCCUCUGAGACACCGUUUUGUCUUGCAGACUCAAACCGGAUUACAUCAUUUCAGAUUCAGUGUGAAUGCACUGAGAACCCAUCUGAAUAAUAGGAUUAUAACUGAAGAGCCAGUUUUAACAAAAAAUACAUUUCCAAUAAGCCAACAAACAUAGAGCCACGACCCCUUCCUCCAAAGCACUGCUUUAAAUGUGGACACUGAAACCAGAUUAUAGUGAUUCAGAUUCAGGGUGAAUGGUCUGAAGAGCUUAUCUCUAGACAAUGACUGUUGAUGAAGGCACUGAAGAGCUUGUCUGAAGACUUUGAUUGUUAUUGAAGAGUCAGUAUUAAUGAAGAUACUUUCCCUAAAAGCCAACAAACAAAGAGCCAGGACUCCUUCCUCUCAGACACUACUUUAAAUGUGGACACCAAAACUGGAUUAAAGUCAUUCUGAUUCAGUUUGUCACUGAAGAGUUCAUUUUAGUGGAACAAACACAGCACCAUGGGGGUCAGUGCCAAAAACUGUAUCCUUUCAGACACUACUUUAAAUGUGAACACUCAGAUUAGAUUAAAGUGAUUCAGAUUUCAUGUGAACAGUUUGAAAAUCUGAAAUGAAGACUGUGAUUGUUGAUAAAUUCAGUAUUUAGUGAAAGUGCUUUUCCAAUAAAUCAUCAAACACAACACCACAACCGAAACCACAACGCCUUCAUCUCACUCAAACUGGAUUACAGCAAUUCAGAUUCAGUGUGAAUGCUCUGAAGACCUUAUCUAAAAACUAUGACUGUUACUAAACAGUAGGUUUUUAGUGAAAGCACUUGUCCAAUAAGCCAACAAACACAGAACCACAGCCCCUCCCUCUGAGAUAAAGCUUUAAACAUGCAGACUCAAAGUGGAUUACAGCGAUUCAGAUUCAGUGUGAAUGCUCUGAAGAGCUCAUCUUAAGACUAUGAUCGUUACUGAACAGUACGUUUUUGUGAAAGCACUUGUCCAAUAAGCUAACAAACAGAGUCACACCCCUUGCCCAGCUUUAAACAUGCAGACUCAAAGCGGAUUACAGCAAUUCAGAUUCAGUGUGAAUGCUCUGAAGAGCUCAUCUUAAGACUAUGAUCGUUACUGAACAGUAAGUUUUUGUGAAAGCACUUGUCCAAUAAGCUAACAAACACAGAGUCACACCCCUUGCCCAGCUUUAAACAUGCAGACUCAAAGUGGAUUACAGCGAUUCAGAUUCAGUGUGAAUGCUCUGAAGAGCUCAACUGAAGAUUGUUACAGAAGACUCUGUCUUUAGUGAAAAGUACUUUUCAAUAAGACAAUACACAUUUAUUGCUGGCUAACUGGACCUAUUAAUAUUUCAUUUUAAAUGCGGGAGCAUGGGUUAUAUCAUUUAUACAGCUUAAAGAUCAAAAUAGAGUUCAGUUAUCUUAAUGCAUAAUCUUAUUGUGUCAUGUUUUGGUCAGAUUCAAAAUAUAAAAACAUGCUCUGGCCCUAAAAUAUCUAGGUAACAUGUUUAUUAUAUUUAGAGGCCAGAGACCCCCCAAAAUAUGAUCAUACUUAACUUAAAAAUGUAAAAAGCAGAUAUAAAUUUUAAUGUUUAAAGACCCAAUUUACACUGUAAAAAAGAAUUAUAGAUAUUUAUGAAAUAUUAUUGAAAAAUAUUCUAUUUCGUCUACAUAUAUACCCUAAUAUACUAUAAAAAAUAUUAUUUAUUUAUUUAAUAUUUAUUGUAAUCAAAUAUAUUUAUUUUCUUUAAUCUUAUUUAUUACGUAAUUAAUUCUUUAACUUUUUAUCAUUAUUUUUUUAAAAAUCCCUGAUCUGGUUCAAAUAAUCUUGGCUUAUCCAAAAGCCAAAUUAUCAACCCAAGCAUUUUAUAAACUAGUAAAAUAGUAAUUCCCCCCCACAAAUAGUUAUCAUAUAAAGUAAAUAUUAGUUAAUUCAAUGCAAAUGACAGCAAUAACAGCCAUUCUGGUAUGCAAUGUCCACUCUUCACCAGAUAUAUCCGAUCUCACUCAAUAUUAUAAACAUUGAUGUCUUUCUUUGUGUUGAUUUUAAUGCGAUGUUUCCUCAACGCUUCGCUCUUCUGCUGCACAGGAUCAGCAUGCUGCUAAUAAACUCACGGAGGAGUUCAAUCUCAGUAUUUCAGUCAGAAAUGAUGGAUAAUUUCAGGAACACAACAGUCUCCCUCCUCCUUUUCAUUUCUGUUGCCUUGAAUCAACGGAGAACCGGCACUGAUUGUAAUCGAGCUCCUCCACGUGCCUGUCCACAAUGCACUGGGGCCAGCCGCCUCACUUCCUGUCUGGAUCUCAGUAGCUCCGCCCCCAACACAGGAAUAGCCAAUGAAAACUCACUGAUGACGUGUUUUAUAGUCGCUCUGGACUCAAUGCUGAAUUAUCUGAUGCUGUUAUUCCCUUCAGUCCAGCUGAAGAUCUCAGCUUUACUGUUAAUCACUGCUACCAGAGAAAUACCUUUUCAGAACUAGUCAGGUUAGUCGUUUAAUCUACUAUGAAGAGUUAAAGACACUAAUAAAUGAAUGUUCUUCACUUUUAA